This is a messenger RNA of Amoebophrya sp. A120, 5146 nucleotides long. The record is from the annotation of a GenBank genome assembly. NCBI's taxonomy places the organism in Eukaryota, Dinophyceae, Syndiniales, Amoebophryaceae.
AUGGCAGCUUCGGAGAUUCUUCUGGCAGUGAAAACCUUCUCGGAGACGCGGGACUACGAGAAAUUUUGCAACUCCGUGCAGUACAAAACCUACGACGGGCGGUUCCUGGUGAAAAACGUCGUCACCGCGUUUCCGCACCGGCACGCCAUAUUAGAAACGGUCGACGUGUAUAGCGGCGAGCGAAAAUGGCUUCGAUUUAUCUGGGUACAGUUUUAUUUUACGAAUGACUGACAUUGAGCAAGAAUUCUGUGUGAGCGUCAAAUGCACGGUGAAUAUUGCAGCACUUCUACACCUUACAAAUCCCCACAGGUCAACCCCGUCGAUGCGGAGUUGACAAUGCGGGAAUUUUACGUGCUCCGCAGUCUGUCCGGCUUGCGCGCCUUGCCGACGCUGGAGCACGUCGCGCUUCAGGACAACAACCUUCUCGUCGCGAUCUACAAGGCCCUGCCCCCCGGCGCGCGCACGCUCGCCCGGGAGAUGGAGGGGCCCCCCGGGAGCCGCGGGCAGCAGCUGUCCGCGUUCCGGCUGGUGCAGAUCGUGCACGCGGUUUUUGAUGCCAUUCUCGAACUCGAGGCGAAGGGGUUCUGCAUGCUGGACCUCCGGCCCGAGAACAUCUGGCUCUGCAGGGGCAACUACAGCGAGGACAACGAGGGGAACCUGCUGUAUGAGAGUGCACAACUCCCCCUCCCCCUCAUUUGAAUGGCAUGAGCAGCAACACAAGCAACGCCAGAAAUGUGGCUUCCGCAUGACAAAUCUUCAGCCCCCGGAUUGUAGUACUGUUUGAGGGUGCGAAAUUUGUCAUGCAAACAGUGCCACAAGGCAGUGCCUGGAUUUGGGAUUUUACAUGACAAAUGAGGGGGAGGGGGAGUUGUGCACUGUCAUAUGCUGCAGGCGAAGGCGAGAAACUUCACGGACGAGGAUAACGUGGACCCGCAGCACCCGCAGCGCCGCUUGGGGAUGAACCACUACCGAGAGCACAAACUGCAAGUGACAUUCUUGGAGUGCGAAAACUUGUACUUGUCCGCGGUGUGCCGGAAGCAGUACAAGGUACAGCUCCCGCAGCUGUUUCUGUCGAAACUGCCGUUGUUUUUUAAGCAGUUCGGAUUGCCCGAGCUGUUCGAUAAGGGCCAGAUGCGGUGGGUGGACGUCCAGCUCUACAAAAUCCGCGAGCUCGGGCACUUCCUCGUCCCAGAAAUCAUCCGCUCGCAGGCGAAAAAACGCGCACCGGAAAUGUUCAACAGUUCAACCAUGAAGGCAGGGGGUGAACAAGGGGACGACGAACCAAACAACCAAAUUUCUUCCCCCACGGGCACGACCGCUCUAGACGACGACGCUCCGCCGAAGGACAAGAAGACGCUCGCGAAGGCGCAGCGGUGGGCGUUGGGCCGCUUGCUGGUGAAGCUGCUGGAGGCAGUGACGCCGGAGCAAGCGCCAGCACCGCGGAAACCAGACUCAACACUCUUUGCGGGCGAGGAAAAGGAAGUGGAUUUUUCGUCCCCGUCAAGGAAGUGUGUGGGCGCGAAAGCGUACUUGCUGCCCGAGAUACCGGUGACGAGCGCGGAAGAGACAACCGUUGAUGUUUUUGGGAACGACGACGAGACGAAGAAUACUACAGGUACCGGGCAAAACUACGCCUCUUCGGCCUCGCCCGACAUUUACCUCGUUUCGUCUCCGAAAAAACUUUCUGGUGGUGACACGGUCUUGGCCAAGGACGUGGUUUCUCGGAUCGAGUCGGUCGGGUUGGAAACGGCAAAUUUGGAGGAACGGAUCAACCAGCUCGAACAGGACUACGCCAGUAUGGAGCAGGAAGAGCUGGUAAUCGCCCCGCCUCCACCCGGAGAAGACGAUGAGGACGGAAAUAACAACAAUACUUCCCCCUCAUCGGCGAAAAAAAAGAAGAAAAGCAAGUCGGCUUCGCCGAGUCCGUCGAGAGGGGGUUCCUCUUCGCCAUCCAGAGCUGGCGGCGCGUCUGCAAAAACGCCGAAGAAGGGCAAAUCAGGGAGGUUGCACAAGGUGAUUUUCCGGAACGGGAUCGGGUUGAAUGGCAGCUAUGCUUAUUUCUAUGACUGGUGGCGCAAGUGGGUGGAGUUCGGUUUACCAGAGGACGGCGUAACGAUUCGGGGGUUGAGAUAUGCGCUGGCGCAGGCAGUGAUGACGAAAGACACGUACGCUGCGGAAUCCCAUUUCUCUAUGCUGGACGAGGUAUUUCAUUCACUUUGCUUUUUUGUUGAUGACUUCAUCUUAUUUUUCCCUAUCCCUGUUAUCGUCGAACUUUAAGAGAAAAUUUGCGAUUUUUUUUUUUUGCGUUCUUGUAGUAGUGCAAGAUUUUUCAAGCAUGCGAAUAAAGAUAAAGAAAAUUGCGAAAAAAAAAUCCAGAUCGUCCCCUUUCUCCUUCACCUCGAGCACGACCGAGGCUUCGUCUCCCUCGCAGACAUGGCGGAGCGUUUCCAGCGGCGGGUGGACACGAAUUUCGUGGAAAACCAGUUCUACGCGAUAUCGUAUUUAAAAACGUUCCCACGACCCCAUAGUUGUAAUGCAAAUCUGCAUGCUGAAAAUGUUUCUCAUGCGGAGCCCCAUGAGAAGCAUUUUCUAUUCGUGUUUUGCAAUUUGUCAUGCUCCAAUCAGCAUGAUAUACGAGAUCUGCGAUGCUGCUGAGGUAGCUCAAACAGCACUACACUACGAGUCCAAAUUUGUCAUGGAAGACAGCCAAAACUUGUGGAUUUGUCUAGCCGAUUCGCCAUCUUGACCUUGGAGCUUGGGACGUUUUUACAUAGGAUACGCGAUGCCCCGGCUGAUGACGAACUCCGUCUGGGACCUGUCGCAAAUCACCCUCACCUCCGCCCACGCGUGGCGGGUGCUGGAGACGCUGCAGAUCGCCAUCGAGAAGAAGGCGAAGAUCAAAGUGCAGUACUUCGCCAGCCCGUACAUGAGCGAGCCGGAACCAAGUUUGUUUUCCGCGGAAACGGACGGGAAGGGCGGGGCCGUGCGGGUCCGAAACAGUGCCGACGGUUCCGACGCGGACGAAAAGGACAGCAUUUUCGCCUCCAGUUCGGACAAGACGGUUGCGACGACGACAAUUGCAUACCAGUACCCGUCCUCCCCCUCGAAGAGAAAAAAGUCCCUGCCGACGCUCGGUCCCGCGGAGCAGGAGGUUUUGGUCCGGUACGUCCGGCAAAACCCUCGUGGCCAGAAGUUCUUCGUUCAAAAGCUGAAAUCCAAGGGCGGGCUGAGCGAGAAGCCCGCGCAGUCCGACGGCACCAUGAUGCCGGCGAGCGUGGCGGAGCAGCAGCAAGACGCCAGCAACGCUUCCCCCACAAACGGCAGCAAACCGCAAACCCCCUCGGUCGCGCAGUCCGGUAUCAACCAGAAACUCGGGGGCUCCGCGGGGGGCGCCGGGACCGCGUCGGUCGGGGGCAGCAGCUCGAGCUCCAAAAAACCGAAGGAGGAGCGGCGAAUUUUCAGCGAGUUGGCAGGGUACGACGCCACCGGCGAGCAGCAGAUGGCGCUGGAACGGAACAAGCGCAAGGUGUUUGGCGUGGAGUACUUGUUUCUCCCGCGAAAAGCGGACGAGAAAACAGUCGUCGACUGGGAAAGUGAUGCCAUGUCGUCGAACACCUGCUUUCUCUACGCCUCCCUGUGCGAAUACCUGGUGUUGCACGGCAAACUGAAAGACCCGGUGCAGGCGAUCCACCGGUUUGUGUCCGAAAUGCAGACCCCGACCUAUCAGAGUGCACAACUCGUCGCUCCCUUCCUUCGCAUGUAUAUGCCAUGGACAGCAGUUGAACUAAAAGUAAAAGCGCCGGCACGAGCUGCACACCUGCACUCUGUGCAUGACGGAUUCAUCGUGCGCGAGCUGCAGUACUGUAGGUUGGGCCCCUUCCGAAAUCUGUCAUGGAUGAAUAAAGGUGCCAAAAGGAAUAAAAGUCGGUUAAGCAUGACACAUGGGGGGGAAGUUUUCUACUCUGAUACAGACAGCCUGCGGUUUUUGUCGCUGCGAAACGUGAAGUGCUUUGACAAGGGCGCCCUGCAGGUCAUAUUGGCCACGAAAACGCUGGAGUACCUGGACCUCACCGGCAACUGCCUCACCGACACCUGCCUGGCGGAGUGGGAAGCGCGGGGAGGCGUGCAGGCGACCAGUCCGGCGCUGCGCGCACUGCUGCUGGGCAGCAACGCCAUCUCUGCGGUGGGGGUACAGAGUCUCAUGAACAUGCUUGCCGGAGAGGAGCCGACGGUGUUGGAGGUCUUGGACUUCUCCGACAACUGUUGCGCGGGCGCGGGGACGCACAUCGCCCGACACUUCGCGAAAAAUCCCAAUUCAGUGUAUAAAUGAUGCAGCAAUUCGUAUUAUGAACCGCCGUAGUCUCAUUUUUUCUCGGAUUCGGAAUCGGAUGAAAUACUUCAGAUGAAGAUGAACGCCAUUGCAUAUUAUAGAUUUCUCGACGUUCAUCUGUACCCGAGAUGCGUGAAAGUAAGCAUACAUGGUUAUGUUCAUUUGAAUUUCUAAGCCGAGGAGGAAAAAUUGUAGCGUCAAAACAAUCUAUGGAUCGAAAUAAUUAAUGACAGUUUGCACACCGUCUCCCUGCGGCAGAAUGGCAUUGUGACGCAGCAAGAACUCCUGGAACUCGCCGCCGCUAUCCGCGACAAGGGCCGCGCAAGGGACCAGCAUUUUCUCACCCUAGACCUCGAAGGCAACCAGUUUGGCGAGGCCGGGGCGGGUCUCCUGCUCGCGGAGGCCGAGCGCGGGCGGCUGAACCUGCGCCACACGGGACCCAGUUUGGGUUUUUUUGAAAAGACCAUCGCGCAGUUGAACGCGGGGGCGAGUGCUGCGGCAGCUGGUGGCGGGGCGGCCGCAACUACGGGUGGCGCUGGUGCAGCGUCGAGUGCCGCGGUGCCGCCGCUCAGUCUGCGGCCGUUCAGUUCCUCGGACAUUUGGGCGUACACCGUGAAGGAGCCGCGCACGAAAAUCAGCUACUUGGACCGUUUGUCCGGCGACCCGGCGGGGGGGAGCGACUCGCAGUUCUAUUUGGAAGUCUGUAUGGAAGGGGAAUUGAUUUUUUGUGAGUCAAGAAUGUUGAAAGUGACGCAUAGCUUUCUUUCGAAAUGUAAAGAAUGGAAACUGCAGUCUGGUGGUGGCUUCUCCUUCUGA